Messenger RNA from Verticillium alfalfae VaMs.102, 789 nucleotides. RefSeq names its product vacuolar-sorting protein SNF8. Bases 1 to 789 code for a protein of 262 amino acids. The transcript has a single exon. The record is from RefSeq and is a predicted model, not a curated record. Gene Ontology annotation, biological process: protein transport to vacuole involved in ubiquitin-dependent protein catabolic process via the multivesicular body sorting pathway. Lineage: Eukaryota; Fungi; Ascomycota; Sordariomycetes; Glomerellales; Plectosphaerellaceae. Gene Ontology annotation, cellular component: ESCRT II complex.
AUGUCUCGCAAAGGCAUCGGCAUCGGCGCCUUCGACCGCCACCGCCUCACCUCGGCCCAGUACGCCUCCCACGGCACGACGCUGCGCACGACCAACGCCGCAGCCCUCGAGACCCAGCUCGCCGUCUUCCGCUCGCUGCUGCAGCAGUUUGCGCAGACGCACGCCAAGGAUAUCCGCUCCGACCCGUCCUUCCGCGCGCAGUUUGCCCGCAUGUGCACCGCCAUUGGCGUCGACCCGCUCGCGUCGUCGGCGCACUCGUCGUCCUCGGCUGGCGACGGCGCCAGCAGCAGCAUCUGGGCGCAGCUGCUGGGCCGCCCGCUCAACGACUUUUACUUUGAGCUCGCCGUCCGCGUCGUCGAGACGUGCACGGCCACGCGCGGCGAGAACGGCGGCCUCAUCGGCGUGCGCGAGGUGCGGGAGCGCAUCGCCAAGGGCCGCCCCGAGGGCGCGCCCGAGGUGACGGACGACGACGUGCUCCGGGCCGUCGGCACGCUGAAGCCGCUCGGCGGUGCCUUCGCCGUGCUCAGGGUCGGCAGCAAGAGCUAUAUACGGAGCGUGCCGAAGGAGCUCAACACGGACCAGAGUGCCGUGCUCGAGGCGGUGCAGGUACUCGGCUACGUGAGCGUCGGCAUGUUGAUGGCGAACCUGGGGUGGCCGAGGGCGAGGGCCGUGACGGCGGUGGAGGAUCUGCUCGGUGAGGGCAUGCUGUGGGUGGACAAGCAGAGCCCCGUCGAGUGGGAGUAUUGGAGUCCGGGUUUCAUGCUGGACGAGGGGUUUCAUGGCGAUUGA